AUGGCAAGUAGAUUCAAAGGCUCAAACACCGCAAAGUUUGUCAAGAACUCCGGAAAUGCGCGCUCCAGCAACAGUCAGCAUGCUACCAUCAAUUCCACAGCUCAGCAAGUAAUAGAAUCUCUGAAAAAGGAUGAGUUAGACACAAUGAUGGGAUUCGAUAGGUAUACCGCCCCGCAAUUUAGUGGAAAUAUGACAAGCUUACGAGAAACACCAGGUCGUAUCGGCUGGCUUGUCAAUAUGCAUCCUACAAUGGUAUCUGAGGAUUCUGUCACCUCUGGUGACUCUACCUUGACAGGAUCUGGUGUUUCAGGAGUCGAUUUCUAUUUCUUGGAUGAAGAAGGUGGCGGAUUCAAAAGCACAAUUACUUUUGAUCCCUACUUCUUAGUAGCGUGUCGAGACGAAUCCAGGCUUCAUGACGUCGAAGAGUUUCUGAAAAAGCAUUUGGAACAGUGCUUAAAGAAGGUCGAAGUGGUGAUAAAAAACGAUUUAGCCAUGGGCAGUCCACUCAGCGGGCUCGAUAAAUCUAUGCUGAAGCUAACAUUUUCCAAUACCAGUAACCUGUUUGAGGCACGCAGAGUUUUAAGACCAAUUAUUAUGGACAAUAAGAAUAAUCAAUUACAGAGGUCUAUGUACCACUCCAGUAAUGGCGUUUUAGAGGAUACAAAGAUGCUAAUAUCAGAUAUACGGGAGUAUGAUGUGCCAUUCCACGUAAGAGUCGCAAUAGAUAAUGACGUUCGAGUCGGUAAAUGGUAUAAGAUAACAUCCCGGGGUUUUCUAGAGAUAACUGAGAAAGUCGCUUUCGCAGAUCCAGUGGUAUUGGCGUUUGACAUCGAAACUACAAAAGCACCUCUCAAAUUUCCUAUUGCCACCGUUGAUCAGAUCAUGAUGAUUUCUUAUAUGAUUGACGGAGAAGGCUUUCUUAUUACCAACCGAGAAAUUAUUUCGGAGGAUAUUGAAGAUUUCGAAUAUUCACCAAAGCCAGAAUACCCCGGAUUCUUUACAAUCUUUAAUGAGGCAGAUGAACUCUCACUACUUGAGAGGUUUUUUGAGCAUAUCAGAGAUGUGAGACCCACUGUGAUCUCCACGUUCAAUGGUGACUUUUUUGAUUGGCCAUUUGUGGAGACUAGGGCUAAGAUCAAUGGUUUAGACAUGUUUGAAGAAAUUGGUUUUGCUGUUGACUCUGAAGGUGAAUACAAAUCAACAUAUUGUGCUCAUAUGGACUGUUUUAGAUGGGUUAAGCGUGACUCUUACCUACCUCAGGGUUCUCAAGGCCUGAAAGCCGUGACACAGGCCAAGCUAGGGUAUAAUCCUAUCGAGCUGGACCCAGAACUGAUGACUCCUUACGCUUACGAAAAACCACAGCUUUUGUCAGAAUACUCUGUUUCAGAUGCUGUUGCAACCUACUAUUUAUACAUGAAAUACGUGCAUCCCUUCAUUUUUUCGCUUUGCACUAUUAUUCCUCUGAAUCCAGAUGAAGUUCUUCGCAAAGGUACUGGUACUCUUUGUGAGAUGCUUUUGACAGUCCAAGCGUACAAAGGUGAUAUUCUGCUGCCGAACAAGCAUACCGACCCCAUCGAAAGGUUUUAUGAUGGUCACCUGCUUGAAUCUGAAACGUACGUGGGAGGCCACGUCGAAUCCUUAGAAGCUGGUGUUUUUCGAAGCGACAUCAAAAACGAUUUCAAAAUUGAUCCCACUGUCAUAAACGACCUAUUAGAUGAAUUACCGCAUGCAUUAAAGUUCUGCAUUGAGGUUGAAAAUAACUGCAAAGUUGAAGACGUUUCGAAUCUUGAUGAAGUUAAACAUGAGAUUGAAAAUCGCUUGAAAGAACUUAGAACCAACACCAAAAGGAACGAACUGCCGUUAAUCUAUCAUGUCGACGUCGCAUCUAUGUACCCGAACAUCAUGAUCACAAAUCGUUUACAGCCUGAUAGUGUUAAGAGCGAUCGUGAUUGUGCUAGCUGUGAUUUCAACAGACCCGAUAAAAGCUGUGAUAGAAGACUACAAUGGUCAUGGAGGGGUGAAUUUUUUCCAUCAAAGAUGGAUGAGUAUAAUAUGGUUAAAAGGGCUUUACAAAACGAAGUGUUUCCAAAUAAAAACAAGAAUUCUUUCAAGAAAUUCCUAUCGUUUGAUGAACUUAGUUACACCGAUCAGGUAAUCCACAUCAAAAAGAGAUUGACUGAAUACUCUAGAAAGGUAUAUCAUAAGGUAAAAACUUCGGAAGUUGUCGAAAGAACGGCCAUUAUUUGUCAACGUGAAAACCCAUUUUAUGUGAACACGGUCAGAUCUUUCAGGGACAGAAGAUACGAGUUUAAAGGAUUAGCAAAAACGUGGAAACAAAAGCAUUCUGGGAUAGAUCCUGAUGAUAGACAUGCUAGAGAUGAGGCCAAAAAAAUGACCAUCUUGUAUGACUCUCUGCAACUUGCGCACAAAGUCAUUUUAAACUCCUUCUACGGAUAUGUAAUGAGAAAGGGUUCAAGAUGGUAUUCAAUGGAAAUGGCUGGCAUCACUUGCUUGACUGGUGCCACAAUCAUUCAAAUGGCAAGAUCCGUAGUUGAGCGUAUUGGUCGACCUUUGGAACUGGAUACUGACGGUAUAUGGUGUAUCAUUCCAAGUUCGUUUCCAGAUAACUUCCAAUUUACGUUAAAGAAUGGAAAGAAGUUGUUUUUGUCAUAUCCGUGCUCCAUGUUGAACUACAAAGUCCACUUACGAUUCACGAACCAUCAAUAUCAAACUUUAGUUGAUCCUGUGAGGCACCGAUACGAAACCCAGAGCGAUAACUCCAUCUUUUUCGAGGUCGACGGACCCUAUAAAGCAAUGGUGCUGCCAACAUCCAAAGAAGAAGGUAAAGGAAUCAAGAAGCGGUACGCCGUAUUCAAUCAUGAUGGUUCUUUGGCCGAACUAAAAGGUUUUGAAUUGAAAAGAAGAGGAGAACUGCAAUUAAUCAAAAACUUCCAAAGCGACAUCUUCAAAGUGUUCUUAGAUGGCGACUCACUAGAGGGCUGCUAUGCUUCAGUUGCUACUGUUGCCAACAGAUGGCUUGACGUCUUGGAUUCCAAAGGUGUCAUGCUAGAGGAUGAAGACUUAAUCGAGCUCAUUUGCGAGAACAGAAGCAUGUCGAAAACCUUGAAAGAAUACGAGGGACAAAAAUCUACGUCCAUUACCACCGCUAAGAGACUGGGUGAAUUUCUUGGCGAAGAAAUGGUUAAAGACAAAGGUUUACAAUGUAAAUACAUCAUCAGCUCUCGCCCCGCCAAUACUCCAGUUACCGAACGUGCGAUUCCUGUUGCGAUAUUUUCCGCUGAUUUCAAUGUGAAGCGGUCGUUUUUGAGAAGGUGGCUUGUGGACUCAUCACUAGAGACUUUUGAUCCCAGGGUAAUUAUAGACUGGGCCUACUAUAGAGAAAGAUUAGCCUCAGUAAUCCAGAAAAUUAUCACUAUCCCUGCAGCAUUACAGAAUAUAAAAAACCCAGUUCCAAGAGUUGAGCAUCCUGACUGGCUUAAAAAAAAGAUCGCAGUCAGUGAGGACAAGUUUAAACAAACUUCAUUAAACACUUUCUUUAAAAAAGCCAAAGCCAAACCUCUGGUGGCAGAUAUAGAAGAUACGUUUCAUGAUGGAUCAGCUGCAGCAUUAAGCAAUAAAAUUGCUAGAGUGACAUCGAAGCGGAAUUCAAAACGAAAAAAGGCUGCCGCAGAAGAAGAGGAAAUGUCACUAGUACUUCCUUCGGUGAUACCCGCCAUGGAAGAAGAUUACGUCGCAUGGCUUUGCUAUCAGAAGAUAAAAUGGAGAAUUCAAGCACGCGACAGGCAGCGAAGAACCCAGUUGUUCGGCAGUCGUACAAGCACCAAUCAAAGAUCUGCUUUGGGAAACAUCAUGAGGAAACACGCUGAGUCUUAUGCAAAUUCUACCUGGGAUGUUUUGGAAUACAAAGAGACAUCGGAACCAGGAACGCUGGAUGUUUGUGUCCUUUUGAAUGGUAAAGUUCACCGGCUAAAAUUCAAAAUACCGAAAAGCUUGUACUUGAACUUUAAGUCGAAGACUGUGCCUGCUCGGGGAAUUGAAAACUGUAUAGUGGAAAAGUCUACAGCCAUCUUGCCAAAUCUAGGUAUGGCAAGAAGCGAAGACUCUAGCCCCUUGUUGAAACUGACCCUUUCCGAGGACACGUACCUUGAGGAAAUACAGAAAACAAAUAGUAUUUUGAAUGAUGAUCAAGUUUUGGGUAUCUAUGAAGCGUCUAUAACGUCUACCGAACGAGCUAUCAUGGACCUGGGAUCAGCAGUAGAAUUCAACUCAAGCACUAUUGGCGCUUUAGGCAAAGGCCUGCAAAAAGGAUUUGAGCUCAAAAAUCUCCAUGCGGCGUCUCCUGAACGUUACUUGGAUAGAUUCUCGCUGGAUGUGGGUUACUUACUGCAUUUAUCAACUAAUCUUGGGUACGAAUACUUUGUGCUUUAUAAAGCAUGGAAUUUUGAUAUCGAUGUUUUUGUCUUGAAGCCAUCCGCUAGUGCACAAGAAAUUAGUCUCCACGCUCUCCAGGGUAUUUUUAGAGAAUCGCGGUUACAAAAAUCUAAGAAACUAGACCAGUUCUAUGAUCUUAUCAAGUUUUCUGAAGAAAUUGAGGCAAGGAUGGAAUCAUUCAUAGACUUAAAAGCGCUUUACAGAAAGUUAUCUACAAGCAUCAAUCGGCUCAACGAAGAAAAAGGCUCUCAAGUCUUGAUGCUUCUCCAAUCACCCUAUACUCAAAAACUUAAACAGGCUAUCAAACCUCUGCGUCAAGUUCCUGUAGUUGAAAUUUCUUCUGCGGAGGUUAACCUUCCACAAUUGAAUUGGCAAAAUGCAAUAAUGAAAAAGAUAGUAAACCACAUCUUGUCUCUCGGAUCGUGGCUUAAGAAUCUGAUAUCUUUAUCGCGCUACAGUAAUAUACCGAUUUGCAACAUUAAACUCGAGAAGAUGGCAUUCGUUGUUGACAUACUUUACGCUAGAAAGUUGAGAAAGAAUAACAUAGUGCUAUGGUGGAACGAUGCUAAUCCAUUACCUGACCAUGGUGGUAUUGAAAAAGAUUUCAAUCCACUCGUGGCAUCCUUGAUGACCGAUUUAGACCUAUCGAUUAGCAAUACACCAGCUAUAUAUGAUGCUGUCACUUUGGAAAUAGAAAUGAGCAACCUUACUGUUAACACUGUUCUGACUUCUGCUGUUAUCAACGAAGCUGAGGGGAGCGAUCUCAUGGAAAUUGACUUUUCGAGUGCCGACGAUGGGAAUGGCGCAUCUAAUAAAGCUUUUGUAGAGGACAGUUUCUCGAGCGUGUCAUUGUCCGUAUUACGAGCGGUCCUCAAAUCAUUUUGGGACGAUGCUUUAAAUGAAAAUGUAACCGCAGACUCACUUGUACACACUUUCAUCCACUGGGUGCAAUCUCCAGACUCGAAGCUUUUUGAUUAUGCUUUGAAGUAUCAUGUCCACAACUUGACUAAAAAGGCUAUCCUACAACUCAUCAAUGUUUGCAAGAAUAUGGGGUCCGAAGUGGUUUAUGCAGACCGCGGAAAGCUGCUUUUGAAAACUAAGAAAAAUUCCGUCGAGAGUUGUUAUGCAUACAGCCAGUACUUGAUCAAAGCUAUCAGAACAUCGCCUUUGUUCGGUUUCUUAGAUCUGUCUAUUCGCAGAUACUGGGAUCUGCUGUUGUGGAUGGACUCCUUCAAUUUUGGAGGUAGAGCUUGCACCCAAAUUAUCGACCAUGAUCACCAGGACCUGCAAGCUUACUCCCAGUGGCACAUAAAAGCUUUUUUACCCAGAAUUUAUCAACAAGAAUUUGACGAUUGGAUGAUUAUCAUUUUGGAUAGUAUGAUCAAGGCCAAAGACGAUUACCUCGAAAGUAAUAAAGAAUCGCAAAGAUUGACCCAGUUGACCACUAAGAAGCACGAAACAGGUGAUAGCAGUGAGCCAACUGGGGCACUAACCGGUUUUACAGAUCGUUUUGGCGCAGCACUUAUCAAACGAAUUCAGAAGCUUUUACAAACCCAGCGGGAGUAUAUUUUGGAUCCCAGCUUCAGCUCAGAUUAUGCUUCGCCAGAACUCCCCGGAUCCCACUUAAAGGUUCGCAAUCCAUUACUUGAGCUCGUCAAAAGUUUGUGCCACAUCAUGUUGUUAUCCAAGGAACAGACCCUCGAGGUUCGUGCCCUCAGAAAAGACUUAUUGAAGAUAUUUGAAGUACGCGAGUUUGAUUGGGAGUCAGAGUUCAAAAAUCCUAGCUCUUCGCUCAAAGUGAGCAACCUAGCCUGCGAACACUGCGCCUUUGUCACCGAUAUUGAUUUUUGCAAAAUCGACGACGCUAUCCUCCUAAUGUGCGAGCAUUGUAAAAAACCUUUUAACCACCUUUUACUGCAAGAAUACUUAAUUCAGACCUUGCAAAUAGAGCUUCAGAAUUACUUCGUUCAAGAUCUCAACUGUGCCAAAUGUGGUAAAGUGAAAGAUGAUCUGAUGUCUUCCCACUGCCCCUGUUCUGGAAGUUGGAAAAACUCAAUCUCAGAAGAGGUGUUAAGCAAAAAAAUUACGGUGUACCAAAAAGUAGCUGGAUUCUUCAAGUUUGAUCUACUAGAAUCAAUGGUUAAUGAACUGAUAAGCACUUAA
This is a messenger RNA of Lachancea nothofagi CBS 11611, 6615 nucleotides long. NCBI's taxonomy places the organism in Eukaryota, Fungi, Ascomycota, Saccharomycetes, Saccharomycetales, Saccharomycetaceae. The record is from the annotation of a GenBank genome assembly.